AUGGACAGCGCGGGAGUUAGGAAGGAAUUCGUUCGUCCGCGCGCGGCUCGCCUCCACAGCGACGCGCGCGCGAGGGACGUCGUCCGGACGAACGCGCGUAAACGUGACCAUGUCGCGCAUGACGCAUCACGCGAACGGGACGGUGACGCGCGAGCCGAACGGCUCCGUGCAGGUCAUCUUCGGUGCGUCUCUCUCCCCGCCGAAUACGAAUCUCGAAUCCCCAGCUUGGCAACCAACCCCUCCCCGCGCGCGUCUGAAUCUGACGUCCCCGCGUCCCCGUCCGCGCCUGACCGAUCCCCGCGCGUCCCGACUCCCGCCAUCACGACAGGCCCGAUGUUCUCCGGGAAAUCCACCGAGCUCGCGCGACGGAUACGCCGACACAAGGUCGCGAAUCGCUCGUGCCUCGUCGUGAAGUACGCGAAGGACACGCGGUACGAAUCCGAACCGGGGACCGCGGAGGCGGGGACGGACGGCGUCGACGACUUGCGCGGGUGCAUGAUAACGCACGACCGACAGGCGUUAGUCGCAUACCCCACACAUCUGCUCGCGGACGUGGACAACGUCGCGCACUCGUUCGACGUCAUCGGCGUGGACGAAGGGCAGUUCUUCCCGGACGUCGUCGCGUUCUGCGAAAAGUGGGCCAACGAGGGGAAAACCGUCAUCGUCGCCGCGCUGGACGGCGACUUCAAGCGGACGCCGUUCGGCGCCGUCCUCGGCCUCGUCCCGAUCGCGGAGGACGUCACAAAACUCAGCGCAGUGUGCCACGGCUGCGGCGGCGACGCGGCGUUCACCGCGCGCGCGGGCGCCGUCGCGACGGAUGAAGUCGAGCUCAUCGGCGGGAGCGACUUGGGGUACAGCGCGUCUUGCCGCGCGUGCUUCGCGUCCGGCGCCGCCGCCGCGCAGGCGGGGAAGUCGCCCAUCGGGAAGGCGGCGAAACAAAAACAACUACAACAACCAUCGUCGACGCCGUCGCGGCCGCCGUCGUCCGCGUCGUCCGCGGAACGCGCGCGCGCGAAGAAGCGCGCGUCCGUGGACGGCACCCCCGCGGCGGCGGCGGUGACGGAGGCGCGCGCGGCGGCGGCGACGCCGUCCACCGCGACGCCGUCCGCGGCCGAGCAGCCCGUCGCGUCCACGCCGGCGAUGCGGGACGUGGGCGAGCGCAUGCGACUCCUCACGAUGGACUCCCCGUCGACGCCGGCGGACUCUGGCUACACUCCCGUCGCGGCGCGCGGGACGCGCGGCCGAACGAAAAUGGGCGCCGCCGCGUUGAACGCGGUCGCGGGGGUGGAAAACCCCAUGGGCGGCGGCGGGAAGCGGCUCGCGCGCGGCGCGGGUGGGCCAGGGCGGUCGCCGUACAACGAGCUCGCGAGUCGCGGCAUGGGCGCGGUGGUUCGUUCGCCGCUGUCGAGCGUCCGGUGA
Messenger RNA from Micromonas pusilla CCMP1545, 1419 nucleotides. It is a transcript of the gene TK, whose product is annotated as thymidine kinase. Gene Ontology annotation, molecular function: ATP binding; thymidine kinase activity. The coding region runs from base 1 to 1419 and encodes 472 amino acids. Gene Ontology annotation, biological process: thymidine metabolic process. The transcript has a single exon. The record is from RefSeq and is a predicted model, not a curated record. NCBI's taxonomy places the organism in Eukaryota, Viridiplantae, Chlorophyta, Mamiellophyceae, Mamiellales, Mamiellaceae.